AUGGAUAGAUUUAUGCCAUCAUCCUUUUCAAACGAUUCAUUAUAUACAUAUCCGGUGGGAGGAUUGCUUCCUAAAGAUGAAACAGAAUCUUUACAAUUUUUAAAAAAAUACCCUGAAUAUGAUGGAAGAGGAGUGGUUGUUGCUGUUUUAGAUACAGGAAUUGAUCCAUCUGCAGCAGGAAUGCAAUUUACAACUGAUGGGAAACCUAAAAUUAUUGAUAUUAUUGACUGUUCAGGAGGAGGAGAUGUAGAUACAACAACUCUUGCAAAUGUUGUUGAUGAAGGUUGUAUGCUUUCAACAAUAGGUCUGUCUGGGAGAAUGUUGAAAAUAAAUAAAAAAUGGGAAAAUUCAGAUGGAAAAUGGUAUCUAGGUAUAAAACGAGGUUAUGAGAUAUUUCCAGACUCGUUAGUUUUACGUUUGAAAAAGGAGCGAUAUGAUAAAUUUAAUCAACAACAUAUUACUUUUUUAGCUUCUGUACAGAGUAAAAUCAAUAAGUUCAAGGAAGAACAUAAAGAUGAGAACGUUCUUACAAAAGAGGAGUUGGAAUUGAAGUUAGAUCUUCAAGCACAAUAUGAUUCAUUAAAAGAUAUGAUGGCUAACUAUGAAGAUCCUGGACCAGUUUAUGACUGUCUUGUUUGGUAUGAUGGGAAACAUUGGCGAGCAGUUGUUGAUACGAAUGAAGAUGGAGAUUUGAGAGAUAAAAGGCCUAUGUGUGAUUAUCGUAUUGAGCAUCAUUAUGAACAAUUCAGUAAACAAGAUAUGCUUUCUUAUUCCGUGAAUAUAUAUGAUAAUGGAUCCGUUUUAAGCCUUGUAACAUUAUCUGCAUCACAUGGAACUCAUGUUUCCGGUAUUAUUGGUGCUAAUCAUCCUAAUGAACCUGAAUUGAAUGGUGUUGCGCCUGGUGUUCAACUUGUUUCUUUAAAAAUUGGAGAUAUUCGUCUUGGAACUACUGAAACGAAUCAAUCACUUCUUCGAGCUGCAAUUGCUAUGAUUAAUUUAAAAGUUGAUAUUGCUAAUAUGUCUUAUGGAGAAAGUACAGGGAUUAAUGAUUCUGGAAUAUUUAUUGAUUUUUUACGAAAAACUGUAAUUGGAAAAAGAGAUAUAAUAUUUGUUUCGAGUGCAGGUAAUAGUGGGCCUGCUGUAAGUACACUUGGGACACCAGGAGGAACUACUUCUGGUGUAAUUUCUGUUGGUGCCUAUGUGACUACCUCUAUGAUGAAAGCAGAAUAUUCUAUUUUAGAAAAUGUUCCAGAAGGUGGAUAUACAUGGACUAGUCGUGGACCAACCACUGAUGGCGCCAAAGGUGUUACAAUUUAUGCACCAGGAGCAGCAAUAACAUCUGUUCCAACAUAUGUUCUUUCACGUAGUCAAUUGAUGAAUGGGACAAGUAUGUCGUCACCAUCUGCUUGUGGUGGUAUUUCUUUAAUCCUUUCUGCGUUAAAAGCUCAAGGAAUUAAAUAUACCCCGUCAAGAAUAUACAAGGCGGUUGAGAAUGCUUCAAAAGAUGUAGAUGAUAUUAUGAAUGUAGGAUUUUUACAAGUUGAAAAAUCAUAUGAAUAUUUUCUCCAACAUAGAGAAUUUUUAGAUCAAGAUUUUGACUUCAAAAUAAUAGUUAAUAAUUCAUAUUCAGAUUGUCGUGGAAUAUAUUUGCGUGAAUAUGAAGAAACAAAUCGUCUUUAUGAAGUAACAGUAGAAGUUAAACCAAUUCUUAAGGAAGAAGAAACAUUGGAAAAAUAUAAUUUAGAAUUAAGACUAAUAUUAAUUUCCUCAAAGUCAUGGGUCAAAGUUCCAAAUUAUCUUUUAUUAAACUCAUCUGGAAGGGUAUUUGAUAUUCAAGUUGAUCCAACUGGCCUUCCUUAUGGAUUUCACUAUACUGAGAUUACAGCAUAUGAUACUGUUGUUCCUAGACGGAAAGUUUUUUUUAUUCCUGUUACAAUAUGUAAACCAGAACCUGUUUUAAAGCCACUUAUAUCUUGGAAGAAUAUAAUGUUGGCUUCUGGGUACAUAGAAAGAAAAUUUAUUUCUGUCCCUGAUGGUGCUGAUUAUGCAAAACUUCGAAUAUGUGUUAAAAAGCUUACUACUCCAAUAAAAAUAUUUUCACAUUUUACUCAACUGGUUCCACAUUUACGACUAAAGGAGACUGAAUAUAGAUUUUUUUUAAAAUUACACGAAAAUGAAUUAAUAUUAAAAAGUUUUAAGGUAUUUUCAGGUCUUACAAUGGAAGUUUGUUUCGCAAAUUUUUGGUCAUCUGUUGGAUCUGGUGAAAUAGAUGUUGAAUUGGAAUUUCAUGGUUUAAAAUUGAGUUCUAACAAAAUUAAUUUAUUGUCUUUAGGAAAUUCUCAUAGUAUAAAACAUUUAGAAGCAAUUAAUACUUUAGCUCCUGAAAUAUUUAAUCCUAAUUUAAAAUUAAGUUCUUUAAAAAGGUCAUUUUAUCCUUCUAAUAGCUUUAUACGGCCGUUAGGAGAACGGGAUAUUUUACCUGAUUCAAAAACGUUAUUUGAAAUGAUCCUUACGUAUUCAGUAAAAAUCUCUGAGGAUACUGAUGCUACUUUUGUUUUACCACUUUCAGGCAGUUUAUAUGAUUCUUCAUUUUGUUUCCUAAGUGCACUUUAUAAUAAAAGUAAAAGGCUUAUUCAGUUUGGAGAAAUAAAUCCUAAGAAAGUUAAAUUAAAGAAUGGCGAGUAUACUUUUAAAGUUCAAUUGAUUCACGAUUCUAUUUCAAUAUUGGAAAAAGUUAAAAAUAUUUCACUGGUAGUUAUUCAGUCUUUAACUGAUUCAAAAGAAAUUUCUUUAAGCAUAUUUAACGAUAAUAUUACUGCUUUUAAUAGAGAAAAAUCUUCUGACUUUAAAUUGAAACUUAAAAAGGGUGACCGUAAAAGAUUUGUUAUAAGUACAUUUAUUGAUUCAAAAGAUCUUCCGAAAGAUGCUAAAAAUGGUGAUCAACUUGUAGGUCGAUUGUAUCUUGAAGAGAGAAUGAUGAAAGUGGAAAAUACUGGGUAUCAUGUUGAAGUUUCACUAGUAUUAGAAUCAAAAGAAUCUUCGUUAAAAGAGCCAAAUAUUAUUGAUCUUCAAAUUGAAGUAUUGAAUAAACUUAAAGAUAACGAAGAAAAGAAGAAAUUUUUAGAAGAUCUUCUUGAACGUUUUCCUAAUGAGCUUAGUUUAUUGGAUAUAAAAUUAAAGACUGUGUUAAAAUCAGGGUCUGAUAAAGACGUUAUUGAUGUUAUUAAUACCAUUGUUGAUUGUGUUGAUCUUGCAAAAAUUAUGGAGUAUAUUAAAUCAGAGCAAUUUUCUGAAUCAGAUAUAACAAAUGAACAAAAGAAAGAAAAAGAAAAGCUGAAGUUGCAAAAAACUAUUUUCUUUAGUGCAUUACAAGAAAAGGCCAAAGUUUUUGGGAAAACUUCUGAUGGAAUAGUUAGUAAAGAAUUUAAUGAUGCAUUUGAGGAAUGUAAAAAAUGGAUUGUACUUCCUGGAAAUGAUUAUGAAUUUCUUAUAUUACAAAUUAGACGUUUAAUUUCUUGCAAAUAUUUUGGGUCUGCUUUGCGACUUAUUCUAAAGUUAGAAUCAGAUUCUUCUCAUGAUUUUAGUGAAAUUGAAAUAUCUAAAAUUUUUGAAUUAAAAAACAUUAUUUUAAACAAUUUAAACUGGUCUAUUUGGACAGUGUAUCAAGAAAAAUGGAAACUCAUACAUAAUCCACCAAAAGGAUAUGUAUUGUUUUAA
Molecule: messenger RNA, 3717 nt
Organism: Pneumocystis jirovecii RU7
Lineage: Eukaryota; Fungi; Ascomycota; Pneumocystomycetes; Pneumocystales; Pneumocystaceae
Exons: 14
Coding region: 1-3717 (1238 amino acids)
Biological process (GO): proteolysis
Cellular component (GO): cytosol
Molecular function (GO): tripeptidyl-peptidase activity; serine-type endopeptidase activity
Source: RefSeq, a predicted model, not a curated record